This is a messenger RNA of Python bivittatus (Burmese python), 1554 nucleotides long. Lineage: Eukaryota; Metazoa; Chordata; Lepidosauria; Squamata; Pythonidae. The record is from RefSeq and is a predicted model, not a curated record.
AGCGGGAUGCUGAGAGGAAUCGCCGCGUCAGCAGCGCCGCUCCUGGCGCCAGGAGGGCGGUCCUGGUCCCGAUCCCGGGGCGUCGAGGAGCGCUUGGGAGGCGGAGGUGGCCGGAGCUGGAGGCCUCCGCGGCCCUCGCAGGGAUGUGACUCGUUGAGCUACGGGGAAGUGCCCGUCUCUGGGGAAAGUGGGUCCCAAUCGGGGAGCAGGCGAGGGGGGCCCCGCUCGCGAACGGGAUAUGCGCCAUGGCCUCGGUGAAGGUGGCUGUCAGAGUCAGGCCCAUAAACCGCAGGGAACAGGAGCUGGAUGCUAAGUUUAUUAUUUCAAUGGAGAAAAAUCAAACAACAAUUACAAACAUAAAGAUACCAGAGGGAGGAACUGGGGACUUGGGAAGAGAACGAACAAAAACAUUUACCUAUGAUUUCUCCUACUUCUCAGCUGAUCCUGAAAGUCCAAUCUAUGCAUCUCAGGAAAUGGUAUUUAACAACCUUGGUAUUGAUGUCCUCCAAUCUGCUUUUGAAGGUUAUAAUGCCUGUAUUUUUGCCUAUGGACAAACUGGAUCUGGGAAGUCUUAUACAAUGAUGGGAAAUGCUGGAGAUACUGGUUUAAUACCUCGGAUUUGUGAAGGAUUAUUCAACCGAAUAAAUGAGAAAACACGGUGGAACGAAGCCUCCUUUCGAACAGAGGUCAGUUACCUAGAAAUUUACAAUGAGCGGGUCAGGGAUUUACUGAGGCGCAAGUCUUCAAAAACAAAUAACUUAAGAAUUCGUGAGCAUCCAAAAGAGGGACCUUAUGUUGAAGAUCUGUCAAAACACUUAGUACAAAAUUAUAGCGAUGUGGAGGAACUUAUGGAAGGAGGAAACAUAAAUCGAACCACUGCUGCAACUGGAAUGAAUGACGUUAGCAGCAGAUCCCAUGCCAUUUUCACAAUCAAUUUCACUCAGGCUAAGUUUGACACCGAAAUGCCAUGCGAGACUGUCAGCAAGAUACAUUUGGUAGACUUAGCUGGAAGUGAGAGAGCAGAUGCCACUGGUGCUACAGGUGUCAGAUUAAAAGAAGGAGGAAAUAUAAACAAAUCCCUAGUUACUCUGGGGAAUGUAAUUUCUGCCUUAGCUGAUAUAUCUCAGGAUGCCUCAAACCCUCUUAUAAAGAAAAAACAAGUAUUUGUGCCUUACAGGGAUUCUGUGUUGACAUGGCUUUUGAAAGAUAGCCUAGGAGGAAACUCUAAAACAAUAAUGAUUGCAACUAUAUCACCUGCUGAUGUCAAUUAUGGAGAAACAUUGAGCACCCUUCGCUAUGCAAACCGAGCUAAAAACAUAAUCAACAAACCUACCAUUAAUGAAGAUCCAAAUGUCAAGCUAAUUCGUGAGCUUCGAGCUGAAAUUGCCAGACUGAAAACUCUGCUUGCUCAGGGGAACCAGAUUGCACUUCUGGAUUCUCCAACAGCUUUGAGUAUGGAAGAAAAACUGCAGCAGAAUGAAGCAAGAGUGCAAGAACUUACCAAAGAGUGGACCAAUAAGUGGAAUGAAACCCAGAAUAUUUUAAAAGUAAGCA